Nothobranchius furzeri (turquoise killifish) is the source of this 1806-nucleotide messenger RNA. It is a transcript of the gene dlg2, whose product is annotated as discs, large homolog 2 (Drosophila). Gene Ontology annotation, molecular function: protein binding. Gene Ontology annotation, biological process: embryo development; chemical synaptic transmission; receptor localization to synapse. Lineage: Eukaryota; Metazoa; Chordata; Actinopteri; Cyprinodontiformes; Nothobranchiidae. The record is from RefSeq and is a predicted model, not a curated record. Gene Ontology annotation, cellular component: neuromuscular junction; postsynaptic density membrane; basolateral plasma membrane.
GUUCAUUUGCCUGUGAAACGGUUUGUAGAGGAUUUGAGAUUUUUCUGCACCUUUCUGAGUUGGACCUGCAGCUCUGAAGAUGCUGAGAGGCGCCGAUACCCCGGAAAUGAUGUUUUAUCUCAACAGUCUGUACAGGGAGCCCAGGAAAGUGGUGCUCCACAAGGGCUCCACAGGCCUGGGCUUCAACAUUGUGGGUGGCGAGGAUGGUGAGGGUAUCUUCAUCUCCUUCAUCCUAGCAGGAGGGCCUGCUGACCUGAGCGGAGAACUACAGCAAGGCGAUCAGAUCAUAUCGGUUAAUGGUACUGACCUUCGAAGAGCCACACAUGAACAAGCAGCAGCAGCACUGAAGGGUGCCGGGCAGGUGGUCACCAUCGUAGCUCAGUACAGACCUGAAGAGUAUGGGCACUUUGAGGCCAAGAUCAAUGAUCUGCGAGGGCAGUUGAUGAACCACAACAGGAACUCUGGAUCAGGUCCCCUGGAAACAAAUCACAAGAGGUCCCUUUAUGUCAGGGCUCUUUUUGACUACGACAAGUCAAAGGACAGCGGGCUUCCGAGCCAAGGGCUCAGCUUCAGGUUUGGGGAUGUUCUCCAUGUCGUCAAUGCCUCUGAUGAUGAGUGGUGGCAAGCACGUCAUGUCACCCCACACGGAGACAGCGAGGAUCUGGGGGUCAUCCCCAGCAAGAGGAGGGUGGAGAGGAAAGAGCGUGCACGUCUGAAGACCGUGAAGUUCAACGCCAAAACAGACUCCUCUGACUCUACAGGGGAUGUCCUGGGAGAUGAGGAGUAUGGGACACGAACAUCCAGAAUUCAAGACGAAGCAGUGAUCUCAUACGAGCCUGUGUUGUGGCAUGAAAUUAACUAUGCCAGACCUGUCAUAAUUCUUGGACCAAUGAAAGACAGAAUCAACGGGGAUCUCAUGGCGGGGUUCCCACACAAGUUUGGCUCUUGUGUUCCACACACAACACGGCCAAUGAGGAGCUACGAGGUUGAUGGGCAGGACUACCACUUUGUGAUGUUCAGACAGCAGAUGGAGGCAGACAUCCAGCAGCACAGGUUCAUUGAAGCGGGGCAGUACAACGAUAAUCUGUAUGGAACCAGUGUCCAGUCUGUAAGGCAUGUGGCCGAGAGGGGCAAACACUGCAUCCUGGAUGUGUCCGGUCACGCCAUCCAAAGGCUACAAGUCGCACAACUCUAUCCAAUCGCCAUCUUGAUUAAACCAAAGUCUGUUGAUUCACUUCUAAAUAUGAAUAAAAAGCUGACAGAGGAACAGGCAAAAAAGAGUUUGGAGAGGGCAACAAAACUGGAGCAGGAGUUUGGUGAAUUCUUCACCGCUUUGGUUCAGGGAGACACCUUCGGAGAUAUUUACAACCAAUGCAAAGAGGUCAUUGAGGAACAUUCUGGACCUUCCAUCUGGAUCCCAUCAAAGGAAAAGUUAUAUUGAUUCAUCACCCUAGAUAAGGGCCUGGACUGUCUGUUUGCUAAGUCUUUAUUUACACUGGAUAACAAAAUCAUUUGUGUUUUCUGUAUUAAAUCAUAUAUUAUUCCAUUGUUUUUCCACUAUGUUCAUUGAUAGAAACUGCUGACAUUUUUACGUCCAAAUAUUAUUAUAUAUUUAAUGUAAAUUUGUUCAUUUUUUUUUAAAUGUAUGUGUGAAUGGGUGUCUGUGUCUCCAUUGUUUCUGUGUCCUCAGCACAUAUGUUUGUUCUGUAACUGUGAGGUCUGCCGUUUCUCCCUUUGCAUUUAAAUACUUCUGUACUUGUUCAUUCAGCAAAGUGUGUCUAUUUAAUAAAAAUUUCUUAGAAAAUU